GCGGCAGUGCUUGCAGAAUCCCUGUAUGGCACAACGCGAUUAUUCGCUCUGGCGGAUUGAGUGUCAUUGUUUUGCUUGCAUUUUUUUUUCUCUCUUUCCAACCACAAGCAUCGCUCACCUUUCGGGAAAGGGACGUUGUUUUGCACAGUCUGCGCGCCACUGGAUAGGGCAGAGUUACGCGCUGCCUGACUUACAUUGCCUGGACGCUCUAUGCUAAGCGAGCUUCACAAUUCAAGCUGCACAGGAGCCUGCUGGCGAGUCUCUAAAGUUUAAGAGCGCUGUGUGGGCCGCAGACAUUCGAAGGACGAAACGUUGCAACUCAAGAGUUUUCCGCUUCAAUUUCAGCUCAGUGAAAUUGCUUUACUUGGUAACAUUGGCAUAAGGGCAAAUUGCCGCAGACAUGAACAUCCUCAAGUUGUCCGCGUACCCAACAUACCUUCUGUCUCUGCUGACUUGCACCGUCGUUUUAGGAGCCGCCGUUGAUGUCAUCAUCGUGGAAGACACUGCAAGUCCUUGUUCGGCGAACGAGUUCAAAUGCGCUGGAAGCGACGUCUGCAUCGCAGUCGCGAGGCUUUGCGACGGCUUUGCAGGACUGCGACGAUGGCUCCGACGAAGAGAACUGCGCAGUGGCCCGAAAGUGCUCGGCCACGGAGUUUCAGUGCACAAAUCGGCAGUGCAUCUCCAGCUGGCGACGGUGCGACGGACAGUACGACUGCGACGACCACUCGGACGAAACGGCUCCCUUCUGUGGAGCCGAGACGUGUCACCCGGACCACUUUCAGUGCGAGAACCGUACCGGUGCGUGCAUUCCCUCGGAAUGGCGGUGCGACAAGACCCAGGACUGCGCCGAUGGCUCGGACGAAGAGGACUGCGACCCCUUCCCGUGCCCCGAAGAAACCAUGUUCCUGUGCGACAACGGCCGAUGUCUCUCGAAGGAGUGGAGGUGCGAUGGCGAUAACGAUUGCGGCGAUGGCUCCGACGAGACCAAUUGCACACGUAGGGACUGCUCUUCGAAGGAAUUUGAAUGCGCCAACGGCCAGUGCAUCAGGAGGGCGUGGCUUUGCGACGGCUAUCGGGACUGUCUGGACGGGUCGGACGAAGACGCGUCCACCACGUGCAACACCACCGCGUGUCGCGGCGACGAGUUCCCCUGCGGUCCUGCUGGCGGUGGAUGCGUCCCCGGGAAGUUCCGAUGCGACGGCUACGGAGACUGCACAGACGGCUCAGACGAGAAGGACUGUCCGGUAAGUGGCGCCACGAGCGAAUUUGCCUGCAACGACGGCCAGCGCGUGCCACUUUGGUCGUGUUGCGACGGCUACGCCAACUGCGACGAUGGCUCCGACGAAACUGCCGACGUCUGUCACGCUCUGGGGUGGUGCGCUGGCAACGAGUUGACGUGCGAUUCGCCCGAGCGUUCCUGCGUUCCCGCCGCGUUUGCGUGCGACGGUUACGAGGACUGCGUCGGAGGAUCCGACGAGAGGAACUGCGCAGGCUCGGCGUGCUCGUCCGAAGAGUUCGCGUGCAAGAACGGCCAGUGCGUGCCGAAAGGAUCGCUGUGUGACGGUCACCUUGACUGCGAGGACGGCUCCGACGAGCACCGGACCAUCUGCGCCCUGAAUGCGUGCCGUCCGGACGAAUUCGCGUGCAAGAAUCCCCGCGGAAGCUGCGUUUCCAGUGCGCUCCGGUGUAACGGUAGCGUCGACUGUGAAGACGGCUCCGAUGAAAUGGGGUGCUGAGGGAGAACUUUGUACUACCUGUGACACUUCGUACGCUGUGCAGAGCAUAUGUUACCGGUAUUACGUGAACAUGUCAUUCCAGACGACACGAAAACUCCGCAUGUGUCACUACGUUAGCCAGCUGUAUAUCUCUAUGCGUAUCUCAUAUGAAAGCAAGCGGAACCAAAACAUGCAAUCGUGCAUAUCAAUGAUAAUGUUUUGUAGACCAUGGUCGUCAACUCCUUUCUGCUAUUGAAAUAUGUUGUUCACUGAUACGCGCUGCGACACGUGAUUAGAAUACCCAAGAUGCAUGCUGGUAUAAAAUGUUUGAUACUAAGUUUAACAGUUCGUCAGAUGAUUCUUGAAUUUCGUUCACACAAGAUGUAUGAAAGAGAGUACUUAAAGAUCUCUUGCGCUAUCAAGAAUUGCAGAAGCUGGAAAGGUUCUUGUGUCCCACGGGAAUUAUUGCAGGAGUCUCUGCGGAACAAAGAAAUCGCCAGAAGCCCUUGCUCCUAAGGACAUGUCCUAAAUUCGUAACACUUCUUUCGAGCAGUCGCAUACCAAGUCAACAAAUGAGCAGCCGCCUGUUAUCUGUCGUCCUUUUGUGGAAGUAUUGUUUAAGGCUUUAGAAUAAUGCAAAUCUUUAUAUAACGCAAGAAACUUCGUAACUUUACCUAAUGAUUACGAUUGAACACGUGGUGCGGAACAUUACUCGAUGAAAACUAAAGAUCGCUACUCUUCAGUGCUUGCGAAUAACUAUGGGUUGCUUAGAUUACAGCGUGUUCUGGGGCUACAUUUUUCUGUGAGUAUAAUAAGUUACUCUUCAUCUAUGGUAUCCUCAGAGCCAAUGACAUCACACAGGGGAGUGCGAAAAAAAAGUUGAAGAUAAAAUAUGCACAAGAAAGAGCAUCAAGGAUCUCAACAAAGUACUACUAUUAUAAAACAUUUGCGAAUCAGAUCAAGGUUCAUAAUUCAUGGUUUACGGAGUUUCAGUGCAUCAAUCGGCAAUGCAUCUCAAGCUGGCGACGGUGCGACGGCCACUACGAAUGCGACGACCACUCGAAAAAGUGAGAAACUUCAAAUGACGCCCAUGAACGCAUGAAAAACAUAAAAACCCUCAAAAUAAAACAUCGCGUAAGGUUUCUUGUAAACAUUGCAUAAAUAACAAAUUCGAUCCAAAAUUAUUGUUUUUACUUACAAAGCUACACACCGCAAGCGGCGG
Dermacentor silvarum is the source of this 2937-nucleotide messenger RNA. RefSeq names its product low-density lipoprotein receptor-related protein 4. Gene Ontology annotation, molecular function: protein binding. The transcript has 2 exons. The record is from RefSeq and is a predicted model, not a curated record. Bases 483 to 1736 code for a protein of 417 amino acids. Lineage: Eukaryota; Metazoa; Arthropoda; Arachnida; Ixodida; Ixodidae.